Acanthisitta chloris (rifleman) is the source of this 688-nucleotide messenger RNA. RefSeq names its product thioredoxin domain containing 9 (gene TXNDC9). The record is from RefSeq and is a predicted model, not a curated record. Gene Ontology annotation, cellular component: cytoplasm. The annotation marks the transcript as partial. Gene Ontology annotation, biological process: microtubule cytoskeleton organization. Lineage: Eukaryota; Metazoa; Chordata; Aves; Passeriformes; Acanthisittidae. The transcript is spliced from 3 exons.
GAGUGGCUUUCAAAAGGACAUGGAGAAUACAGAGAGAUCCCAAGUGAGAGAGACUUUUUCCAAGAAGUCAAAGAAAGCAAAAAUGUGGUUUGCCAUUUCUAUAGAGAGACAACGUUCAGGUGCCAAAUAAUGGACAAACAUUUGACUGUACUGGCAAAAAAGCACAUUGAGACAAAAUUCUUGAAGUUAAAUGCUGAAAAAUCUCCUUUCUUGUGCGAGAGACUGCGCAUCAAAGUCAUUCCCACUCUAGCACUAAUCAAAGAUGGGAAAACGCAGGACUACGUGGUGGGCUUCACUGACCUUGGCAACACUGAUGACUUCACUACAGAAACCUUGGAGUGGAGAUUAGGCUGUGCAGACAUAAUUAAUUACAGUGGAAACUUGAUGGAUCCACCUUUCCAAAGUCAAAAGAAAUAUGGAACAAGCUUCACGAAGUUGGACAAGAAGACCAUCAGAGGGAAGAUAUACGAUUCAGAUUCCGACGACGACUAAAAGAGCAGCAGAAUAUAUUUGUAAAUCAUCUUUUGUUUAUGCGUGGUACAUUUCUAGGGAUGGUUUUUAUAAAGCUUACUGCUUUUCAUUACAUCUGCACAUAAUCCUCAUUUUUCUAUACAGUUUUAUACAACUGAGUCAUAGCAGAAAAAAAAAAAGCUUAAAUAUUUUUUUUUCCUCUUUUGGAAGUCAUUUG